This is a messenger RNA of Ictalurus punctatus (channel catfish), 4641 nucleotides long. RefSeq names its product transgelin 3a (gene tagln3a). The transcript has 5 exons. Gene Ontology annotation, molecular function: protein binding. The coding region runs from base 382 to 1023 and encodes 213 amino acids. The record is from RefSeq and is a predicted model, not a curated record. Lineage: Eukaryota; Metazoa; Chordata; Actinopteri; Siluriformes; Ictaluridae.
UUUGCUCAUAUUUAACAAGGGUGCCAAUAUUAAUGGAUGGCACUGUGUACAAGAUUUCCACAAAACAAAAGGCUUCAGAUUUAAAAUAUUUAAAUCCUUAAAUAUAGUUUUAAGGCUAAUCUACCUCUAAAUGCAAGCUACCAAAUGACAAAGAAUUACAGUUUUGCAUGAUAUUUUAGCAUGCAGAUAUGAAUAGUGAAUCAAAAGAAUCACCUCACAUGUGUCGGUUUUGGUAAAACGCGUUUGUUCAGAAGUGUCGACUCAGUGAAGUGACUCGUGAUGGAGAUCUCUGACUCCUCCCUGUGCCAAGUGAAACAGACGGAGCGGACCGCAGGCAGUCCUCCUUGUGUCCGUGGAGCAGAUCAGUGAUACUCAGAGCCAAUGGCGAACCGAGGGCCGAGUUAUGGCCUGAGCCGCGAGGUGCAGGAGAAGAUCGAUCAGAAGUACAACGUUGAGCUGGAGACUCGACUCGUGGACUGGAUCAUGGCUCAGUGUGGAGACGACCUGCAGCGCCCACAACCUGGCAAACAGAACUUCCAGAACUGGCUCAUGGACGGCACGAUUCUCUGCCGACUCAUUAACAGUCUUUACCCGAGCGACAUGCAGCCCAUACAGAAGAUUCCUGAAACCAAGAUGGCCUUUAAGCAGAUGGAGAAAAUCUCUCAGUUCCUGCAGGCUGCAGAAGGUUAUGGCGUUACCAGAGGAGACAUCUUCCAGACUGUUGACUUGUGGGAAGGGAAGGACAUGGCUGCUGUCCAGAGGACACUCAUGGCUCUGGGAAGUGAAGCUGUCACCAAAGACGAUGGUUAUUACCAUGGCAACAAGGACUGGUUUCACAGGAAAGUUAAAGGCCACAGGAGGGAGUUCUCAGAGGAGCAGCUGCGUCAGGGUCGCGCUCUGAUCGGCAUGCAGAUGGGCAGUAACCGCGGUGCGUCUCAGGCGGGUAUGACGGGCUACGGCACACCACGACAGAUAAUGCGCUACGACUCGCCACGCCGCGACGGGGAACAAAGCUCCCCCUAAAACUCCCCUCACAAUGGUACAACCCAGAACCCCAAAUCAGAUCCAGAGCUCUUCCUUUUAAAUUAUGUUAAAUUUUUCUUCGCAGAUUUCUGUCCAUAUUUAUUUUCUCACUAUAACGAUUCACACCUCGUGCUCCUUCAGCAAUGAAAGAAUUAGAAAUAACCCAAUGUUUUAAAAUUAUAUCGCGAAGUACAAAACUACCACGUGUUUAACAUCGAGCUGCUAAGUAGCUCGCUAAUUGGCUAAAUCUGUUCACGUGCGAGUCAGUGACCUGCUCUCUUUGUAUGUUGUUUAUUCUUUCCCCAAUUUAAGGAAGCAAAAGAUCGCCCUUCUUUUUUCUCCUUCUUCAGAGAACAGUAAGGAUUUCUGUUAGCAAUAUAUAAUUAAAGAAAAAAUGAAAGACUAAAACUUUUUUUUUUUUUUUAAAAAAGGACAGAAAAGUUGUUUUUCUUUAAAAUGCACGUGUGCAUGUGCACAUGGACAAAUCAUAAACAGAAUAAAUUUACCACAGAACAGGCAUGAAAACAAAUAAAAUCAUUUUAAAAAUAAAAUAAAAUAAAUAUACGUCUAGCAGAGCGUCUGGCCCCAACAUGGCCUCCUAGCUAAAAAAUCAACACCGUGGGGUUUUUUUUUUCAAUACUACAGCUCAGGGGAAUGAGAAAUCUAUGGACGAAUAAAGACAAAUCAGACUCGCUUUAGCUCACAUGCUACAAAGGUAGCCGUUAGCUUAACCACGUGUACUGUAGUAUCCAUGGAAUAAAUAUCGCACUCGAAGACUAUGGAUCUGGAAUUAGCUGAACAUGAAGAGCUCAUUUCUGGAUCAGUCCUCAACAUCAAACAUCAAACAGCUUCAUGCUAACAAGCGUACAUACCGGAUGUAUCCUGAUAUACGUAUAAGAAGAAAGAACAGAAGGUGCCGAGUUAUCUAAGGUUAUGAAAACAAAGCUGUGAAAAACAUUCCUGUACAAGUUUAAGAAGUCUGGCACAAUCACCUUUAGUGCUAGAAGCUUCCAGAAAGUAUCAUAAGAGUGUGUGGUUAAGUAGCUAAAGUUAGCAUAGUAGCGUUUCACUAGCUAGCAAAAGUCACCACAGGAUUUUGUUUCUACAUGGCUAAAUUUACCACAAGAGGUUACUACACACUAGCUAAAGUUACCAAAGGUUUCAUGCUAAUUGGGAAACUUACCAGUAGGAGUUUAUUGCCAACAAACUGAAGUCUAAACUUACCCCAAAUAUUUACUGUUAACUAGCUAAAUUAACCACAAGUAGUUACUUUUAGCUGUCUAAAGGUACCACACCUAGUUGCUAGCUAAAGUUAUCACAAAGUUAUUGCUAGCUGAAUGAAGCUUAUUGUAAGAGAGCUACAGAACAUUUUUGCUUAAUUCACCACAGUUUACUGCGAGCUAGUUAAAGUUACCACAGAAUGUUACUGCUGGAUUUUUCCGGAUCAUUUAGUCUCCUCCUCAAAACGUUUAGAAGAAACCGGGUGUAAAUUCUUCCUCAAUGUGUGGCCUUGAAAUAGGAUACUGAAGGCUAGAACUUCAUCAUUCCCUGACAGAAUGAAUAAUGUGUGGGGUCUUGUGAUUUUUUAAAAUUCUUAUUUCUACAUGGUACUAGACGAUUACGUGAUCACAUCGUGUUUAAAUUGUGGCGUCGGUGUGUUAAAAAGCCAUAACGUUUUCCUUAAUAGAAGCCAUAUGAAGCUGUUGCACUUUGGAGCCAGCUUUAAAUGUAUUUUUCUUUCAGACAGAUUGCACUGUCAUGCUUUUUGGGUCUAAUUCCAAGAGAAUGAAUGUCACAAUGAUGUCAUGCUGUGUCUCAAAUAGUUUAUGUACUACAACCUAGCUAAAGUUAUAAUAGGAAUUUACUCACAGCUAGCUAGUUAUCACAGGAUUUUGCUACUAGCUAGUUAAAAGUUACCACAGGUGUCUCUUGCUAGUUAACGAACAUGAAUGCGGGAUUUUCUUGCUAGCUAGCUAGUUAAAGUUACCACAGGAUUUUGGUGCUAGCUAGCUAAAGUUACCACAGGAGUCUUCAGCUAGUUAAUGAACAUUAAUGCAAGAUUUUCUUGCUAGCUAGAAGAAAAAUAAAAAGUUAAAUCUACAACUCUUAAGUUCUCUCUAAGGUAAUCCUUCUAUGGAGAGCCCUCCCACUGUUUUUUUUCUUUCUCUACAUUAAAGGGUUAUAAGUAAAACCUGUUUAGGAAGCUAGGAACCCUUAACUCGCCUUUCUUCAACAGUUUCAGUGCAUUUAGUUUACUCCCCUAUUAAGACAUGGAUGAUGUGCUAGAACCGUAGUGCGUGUACCCCUGAUACAUUGCAUAACUUGGAGGAAGGGGAGGAGCUAUAAGAGAACAUUCGAAAUAUAUUAUUGCUGGAAUUGAGGCGUUACUGCACUACACACAUAAAUCGGGUACAUCGUUUAGUCCUUAAGUAGAAAUCUUUCACGGUUCUGUAACGAAACCAUUUGACAAGAUUCCGAGUAAACACCGCUUUAGAACGCAAAACCUAUCCAAAGAACGCUCGAGUACCGCUGUGGUUCCGUUCUUAGAACCCAGCGCCUGUUAGAUGUCCGCGAACUUUCCAACAUUCCAGAACAGAUCGUUAUGAUGUCACAGCGAUGGACGAGUGUCUAUCGAGACGUAAUGUGCUUGGAAUGUCGUCUCGCUCACUGUUCCCCUCGCCAGUAAAUCAAGAGCAGUACGUAGCGCAACGUAGGGAACCGAGCGAGUAAUGGAUUCUACGGGGGGGGGGGGACAUUCCGUCGCAUAAACCCCGUCACAAACGGUGAUACAAUUGAGUCGGUUAUAUACACUUGAUCGUAACUGCAGUCAUGGUGUGUGUUCUGAACUUAUAAAUACUAAUUUUACGAUUGUAAUUGUAGGAAGUUCAUUUUAAGCACAUCGUGGAUACGUUCAGUGGAUGUGUUUAAAAUGAAACCCAGAGAAAAUAUUAUGUAAUUGUCGUUGGCAAGCAAUAUAUAUAUAUACAUACAUACACACACACAUACAUAUAUAUAUAUAUAUAGCAUCAGUGUUGUUCAUAUGUACAUUUGCUCUUGAAUUUCCCUCCACACACCCCAAUGGUUUCUUUAGAGUCGCAUGAAAAUAUUUAACUGAUCUCACACGCCAAACCAUGUACUGUAUUUGUCUUUUUACACUGUUUUGUUUUGGGGGUUUUUAAACAAAUGGUCUUUAAAUGUAAGGAAAGGUGAUGAAAGUCAAAACGAUUGUGCGGUUUUACAGUAUAUAAAGAAAAUAUAUUAGUUGCAGUAGGUAUGUGCCAAUUUCUGUUUGUGUUGUAAAAACUGUUUAAAAGGCGUAUGUGUCUGUGUGAGUACAACGACUGACAGGCUUACGGUAAAAAUAAUGACUUUGCAUUAAAAAGUACCGCAGACUCACCGGAUUUUAUAGAAGUUUCAGAUCCGGUGAUACUGUUUUAGCGUUUCAGACCAACAUCGGCCGGUAUACAGUAUUAGAUCGGUGCAUCCUGUGUGAUAACUACUAAAAAGGAAUAAUACGGUUGCAUCACGUGUCAGUAAUUAGAACACUUAUCGUUGCUUCCUAUCACUGUACAGGUUUAAAUGCUUUGUGAAAUGUCAAUAAAUUUGUUCGAAUUCCUA